GUCACCAUUCGGUUCGUCACUCGGCCAAGGAAGCGGCAAAGAGAAGCGCCGUUGUCAUUGUAAAAGGGAAGCAGUAGCCCUGUCACCGCGAACAUGUCGAGCAAGCAGUGGAAAGCCGCAGGCGAGGAUGUCUGGAAGAACAAGACGGAGAAAGUGAACGCGGAGCUCUUCACGUUGACUUAUGGAUCGCUUGUGGUGCAGCUGAUCAAGGAUUAUGAAGACUUUGCCGAGGUCAACAAGCAACUUGAGAAGAUGGGUUACAACAUCGGCACGCGGUUGAUUGAAGACUUCCUCGCACGAUCCAACCUUGGGAGGUGUAACGACUUUCGCGAGACGGGCGAGGUGGUCGCCAAAGUGGGAUUCAAGACGUUCCUGAACAUUGUACCAUCCAUCUCGUAUUCAUCAUCGUCAUCAAAACCGGCAGAACCAUCGUCAACAGCAGCAGCGCCAGCAGGGGUAGCCGGCGGAGGCUCAGUAGCUGGGACAGACGGCGCGACGGCAGCUCCAUCAGCGCCGGCGCAGGAAUUCACCUUGACCUUUGAUGAGAAUCCUUUAGCGGAAUUUGUCGAGCUGCCACCGGAAGCAAGGGAAGGAGGGUUGUGGUACUCGAACGUAUUGGCUGGUGUCCUUCGAGGCGCACUCGAGAUGGUGCAAGUGCAGACGGAAUGCUUUUUCACAUCAGAUGUCCUGCGCGGGGACGACACGACUGAGCUCAAGGUCCGGCUCAUCCGCUACCUCGAUGAGGAAGCGCCAAUAGCAGACGACUGAGGUGUGUACGUUCACCGCGCCAUUUUCCAAGCGUUCAGAGAUCGAUCCAACAUGCUCCCAGCCCAUCCCAGACACUUUGCCGGUCAAAAUAUGGGACUCGGCCCUGGAUGCAAGGAUGUAAUGUUGAUGGAAGCUGUGUUAAGAGCGGCUUCGCUCGCGCCCAUUAGUGAUACAUGGAAUGAGAG
This is a messenger RNA of Tilletiaria anomala UBC 951, 953 nucleotides long. RefSeq names its product TRAPP I complex. The record is from RefSeq and is a predicted model, not a curated record. Gene Ontology annotation, cellular component: cytosol; cis-Golgi network membrane; TRAPP complex. NCBI's taxonomy places the organism in Eukaryota, Fungi, Basidiomycota, Exobasidiomycetes, Georgefischeriales, Tilletiariaceae. The transcript is spliced from 4 exons. Gene Ontology annotation, biological process: intra-Golgi vesicle-mediated transport; endoplasmic reticulum to Golgi vesicle-mediated transport. The coding region runs from base 94 to 768 and encodes 224 amino acids.